AUGAAUCACACAAAGCGUAUGGUUCUCGUGCCCGAGAACACCUUGGAAAGAUUACAACAACGCCAGCAGAUUUUAACCUCACCCGUCACACAAACUCUGAGAAACUUGGAUAGUGAAAUGACCGAUAUUUUAUCCAGCAAAGAACUUGAUGAUGAACAAAAAGCUAGGCUUUACAAUCAAGUGUUGCAGCGGUACUUGACGUAUUACGAUCAGGGAAAAGGUCAACCUCUUCAUGUGAAAAUAUCAACUCCCAAAGCAGUAGAAACACCUAAAUCCGAAGAGAAUGAGCAACCUACGGAAGAACUUGCCCCAGAAAAAGCUAUUUCAUCCGCUGUAGAGCGGGAAGUCAUGAAAAGUGCACCCAAAAUUUACACAGCUGGGGCUAGACAAUUGUUGAAUAAAAUAAAAGAGCAUCAAGAUGUCUUGCAUUGGAAUGAUAAAGGAAAGCUGUUGUAUGAAACGAAACCCAUUCCAGGUUCUCAUCUGGUGGACCUAGUCAACGGCACAUUGCGCCACCGCAAAGGAUUUGAACCAGUGGGAUGGUCGGUGUUUGCGAGGGAUCUGGCCCGAAUGAAUGUCCCGGAAAAUCUAGUGCGUAAUCCACAGAGGCAAAGUGCUGUUCGAGAAUUUAAAGCAAGGGUGAGAGACGAAACCACUAACAGUCCUUCCCGUUGGCUACCUAGCCCACCUGUGACGGUAUCCCCCGUAAAAAAACAUUGGCGAAGAAACGCGAAUCCGCGCCCUGAGGCUGUGCGCUGGUUACGGUUAUAA
Molecule: messenger RNA, 771 nt
Organism: Porites evermanni
Lineage: Eukaryota; Metazoa; Cnidaria; Anthozoa; Scleractinia; Poritidae
Source: the annotation of a GenBank genome assembly